This is a messenger RNA of Prorocentrum cordatum, 8295 nucleotides long. Lineage: Eukaryota; Dinophyceae; Prorocentrales; Prorocentraceae. The record is from the annotation of a GenBank genome assembly.
AUGCAGCGCCCGGGGUUGGGCAAGAUCGGCGCGGUCGAAUGCCGGAGCGGACUACUGGCGAAGUCAUUGGGUCGUAGGGAGAUCGACGCCCACAUGAUGGGCAUCAACCAGGAAAGCAGUCUGAGGCGAGUCGCGGCUGGCCCCGCGCACCCCCGCGAGCUGGCUGCGGGCGGCCCCGCGCUAGCUGCGCUUUUCUGCGCAGUGGUGGUCGCGCUUGAUCGCCGCAGCUCCGCUGCCGGUAGGAACGUUGUGGGAGACAACGUGACGAUGCCCGUGCAAGUCGCCGACGUAGAGGUGCUCGGUUCGGCGAGGGAAAUGGUGAACGCGGGCGCAGGCGUGGCGGCUGACGAGCUCGAGCCGAUCGCUCAGCUUGCCAUAGACGGCCAGGUGCGGGGCGGCCCGAUCUCGCCGCGCGGCCGCCCUCGCUCUGGCCCCGCGUGCCGGGGGCCGCCAGCUGAGACCCUGAACCUAACGGGUGCAGCCGGGAGUUGCCUGCGCUCGUUCGAGAAGCCGCGCAGCCGCGUUUGCUGCGCGCGGCCCCGGGCCAACCUCGAAGGCUCGCCGGAGUGGCGGGGCGCGCUGUCGGAUCGCUGCAGGGAUGACUGCGACAGCUGGGCGCGGCUGGGGAUGGCCAGUCAGGCCAAUUUCCCUGAUGGUGCGUUUGCAUCUCGCUUGCCAACCCGUGAGCUGUCGCGGGAGUUCAUCGAUAUUGGCGAAAACAUGGAAAUGUAUUACAGAUCGGACGCCGUCGCUCAGAAGCCUCGCGGGUAUGAGGCCGCGCUGGUGGAUGCGCUUGAGUUCGCCCAGUGCCGCGCGAGGCUGUCAGCAACCGCGUGCAGGCGCGAGUCGUUCAGGCAGAUGUAUAUGCGGAUGUGGUUGCAGUACACGUACAACGAGCUUUGUUCGCGCGGGCCUGUCAGCGGAAGCGUCGGGCAUGAGCAGCUGUCCAUGGACACCACCAACUUGUCGCUGCGAAUACGCUGUCUCAUUCGCGACAUCUUGGAUCUCAGGAUGGCGCACUGGAAGGACCUCGGGGCACCAUCCUGUGCAACAACGCUGCUGCUGCUGAUCAUUCCCAUCCUCACGAAGAAGAUGUCCAUCGAGCUGGACAGGGAUGGAGUCCCUCAGUAUGCAGGCCAGCCAGAGUAUUUCAAUGAAUACGAAGAGCGAGCCUGGGAUCUCUAUCAUGGCAGGACUGGCGAGAGCACCGAGAUCUUCGACAAGGCUUUGUACGGAUCAUCGGUCUGGCGCGACCGCAACGAAUCCAUGGCCAACUAUGUAACAAGGAGGCGAAAGGAGUUCGCAGAGUUGCAGGAGGUCAGCGCCACGACUACGAUCUCAGAGGACAUCCAGGCCGCACUGAUCCUCAGAUUCUGCGGCAUCAGCAUGAAGGAGCAAGCCGCAGUCCUCGCCUCCAACAAGAACGAGUACAAGCUAGCCGGCAUCGAGUAUGCUCUGCGGGCUCAGUACCCAGCGGUACAUCGACAGCAGGACCGACGCGCUGAUCGCCGAGAGCGAUCCGCCUACGCUUACGCCGCGUCGGAGCAGGACGAGAACCAGUCAGAGCUCGAUCACAUCUAUUACGAGGACGAGGACGAGGACGGCUACUACCAGGGCGAGGAGGACGACUACGAGCACGGCGAGGACGACGAGUUCGACAUCGAGAACUACGUCGCGGAGAACCUCGACGAGCUUGGCACCGAGGAGGCAGAGGCCCUCGCCCUCGUUCUGCAGAGCCGCAACAAGAUCUUCAGCCGCAACAAGAUCUUCAACAAGAAGAAGCCGCCUAGGCGAGUGACUUCGAGCUUCCACGGUCGUGGCAAGGCCGGUGGAAGGGGAGGCCGUCGGGGAGGCGGCAAGGGAUUGACAACCAGGUCGCCCGCAGGGCGAGGAGGCAGCAGCAGUUCGAGUAGUGCUGUCCCUGGCUACGACGACCGACAGCGAGAUGCUCGCCGGCAGCGCAUCGCCUUCUUGAAGAAGCGGACCCAGUGCUCCGACUGUCACCAGUUCGGGCAUUGGCAGGGCGAUGAUGUUUGCCCCCGUCGGUCGAGCCGGAAGCCUACAUCAGUGUCUCCAGCAAAGAAGCCCGCUCAGAACUACUUCGCGCUCGAGGAGCACGGGGGCAACGACGACGACAGCGAGCCGUCCGAGGUCUUCAUGGUUCUAAAGGGCGAAAUGGAGCACGUCUGCGAGCACGUGGCCGACGACGCCUGCGAGAAGGUCGUCCGCGGCGCCAACAAGACCACCAGGUACAUCACAUGCAGGGAGUGCGACCGCCACUUCGCGCUCGCCCACCGCAACAAAGGGUUCGAGCUGUGGAGCUACUUCAUGAAGGCCCUGAUGGGCACGAAGUGGGGCCGCUUCCUGUCCCGCAAGGAGUUCGCGAGGCGGAUUGCCCUGGUGGCCGACGCCCUGAUGGUCCAGGGUCGCCUCCCAUCUACGUAUCGGAGACGGACGGCGGCGCCCGCAGCGCGACGCCUUUCCGGCAAGCAGCGGCUAUUCGGCCGGCUGCCUGCAAGAGGCGAUGGACCACGUGCACCUACACUGGCGGCAGCAUCUGCGGCCAGUUCUGCCAGGCCGAUCGCUACUGGAUCAGCACCGGCCGCACCGCCUACACCCGAGAAGCGCAUCAUCAAGGUCGACUUGACCCAAGGCGACCCCGAGCCGAAGCCGGGACCAGAGCUGGCCUUCCUGUACGGCAUCCCGCUUCACCACAGCAUCGAGCUGGUGGAGUUCCCGGAUCUCGACGGCGUCGACCAGCUCAACCUGGUCCCGUACCCAGCGGAGGUCAUCAACUUCGGCACGCGCAAGGGGCGAACCUUCCAGGAUGCGGCGUCCGACCCGGCACUCAUCUGGUACAACAAGUGGGCUCUGGACCAGGUCUUGGGCCCCGAGGCGGAGGAGAUCAACCUCCACUUGUACCGCUACGCGUAUUUCCUCUACGCCAUUGUGAAGAUCGCGCGUGGCAAGUUCAACGUUGCCCCGCAGCGGAUGAUCGACGGCGACAAGAGGAGGCUCCCCGCCGACAACGAUUGGAUGGAGGUCAACGCCGGCGGCUUCGCCAUCCCGAUUCAGCCCAACAUCCAUCAGCCGGACGUCAUCUCUACCUACGAGUGCUCGGUCAUGGCCGCCACUACCGGCAAUGCCUUCUCGGCGCACGACAACGACGCCGACGCCGUGCUCGCCAUCAUCGACACUGGGUGCGCGCGUACCAUGCGCGGUGAGUCGUGGCGGGCAGCCUUCGAGCGUAAGCUCGCGAGGCGCGGUCUACAGGUAGUGAAGACCCCGACCUCUCGUACAUUCAGAGGGAUCGGCGGCCGCGCGAGGAGCACCACGGCGGUCCGUUUUCCCGUGGGCAUUGGAGGAAAGUGUGGCGAGAUUCUGUCGUGUGAGGUGCCGGGCGACUGCCCGAUGCUGCUCAGCAGGGACAUGCUCACCAAGCUUGGGCUGAGCAUGCGGCUUUCCACGGAGGGCGAUGUCGCCGACUUUGUCAACAUUGGCGUCUACAACCUGAAGCUCCACCACACUAAGGUGGGCCACCCGGCGGUCAACCUCCUUGACCUGCCGAACGAGAGCUACGAGACGGCCGAGUGGGCGGCGCUGACGAUGCCCGAGGAUCACCACCUCGAGUACUACCCCGAGAAGUUCCACGUCGGCAUCACCUACGUCGAGGAGAGCUCAGUUGAGCCUCUCCCCAGCUUCCUGGACAUCGAGAUCGGCGAGACUACGGACGACGAGUGCCUCCAGACGGUCGUCGACCACGACUACGGGCCGGACGUCUUCGCCGCCGAGGCGAUCGAGUGGGGCGGCGAGCGCAACCUCACCAACAAGAAGUCCAAGAAGCUCGAGCAUUCCCUGCAGGCCAUUGCCGUGCAGGAUGAGGUGGUGCAGGCCGUCGUGGAAAAGCAUCCGCCCAGGGCCCGGCUGCCUGCAGGUGCCAGGACAUGGGUCAAGCAGACCUACGCUGGCCAGAUGGGUUUGACAGUGCUCAUGGCCGCGAUGGGCCUCUCGGUCGGCGUCCCACUGAACAAGCGCACGGGCUGGGGCGCUACCGCCAGGCUGGGCAGGCAGAGGUGCGACGCGGAGAUCACCAACGAGGAGCCGUGCUGCCUCGUGGUCUCGCACCCCUGCUCGCCGUGGGGCAACUGGCAGGUGGACUCCUCAGUGGACAGCCGAGUGCGGAGGGGCUUCCACGUGGCGCUGGGGCACCCCCAGGGCUCCGAGGCCUUCGACCAGCCGGAGAUGUCAAGGAUUCGUUCUCUCCUGGACAAGGGCAUCCUGAGGAAGGUUACCUUCGACGGCUGCCAGGUUGGGUACCGCGAUGCCGAGUCAGGCUUGGCUCACCGCAAGCCCAUGAUGAUCAUUGCCACUAUGGACGCGCUGGUCGAGGCCCUUUCCGACAAGAAGUGUAGCUGCACCCAGCACGAGCAGCUAAAGGGCCGCAACAAGUUCGGGCCGCGCACCCUGCAAGCGGCCGAGUGGCCGGAGGAGCUCAACCACAUCGUCGCCCGCAGCAUCGUACAGCAGGCCAUCGUCGACAACGCCACGGACACCGACUGGCAGUUCCCUGCAGAGGACGGCCGCAACAGCACGCGGCUGGUCACGGAGGGGUGGUUGGGGGCGCGCUCGGAUCUGCCGGACCAGGCAGAGGGGCCGCCGCGCUCGUACGGCCCAGGCGAGCCCAGCAUUCAUUCCGAAGUUCAAAGUCAUCGGAUCGAUCCUCGAGUAUCCCAGGAGGCUAUCGACAAGCCGGUGCCCCAGGAUGACGAGGCUGUCGACAAGCCGGUGCCGGACGACGAGAUGGGCGUGGGCCUGGAUCGCGGGGAGAAGCGCAGAGGCCUGUCACUUACCCAGCUGGGCAAAGCCAUGCGCGAUCCGGAGCGUCUGGAUCGGGGUUCCAUCAAGAAGCCUCGUGCCUUCCAGGGCUACGUGGAGGAGGAGCUCAGCGUCAUGGAGGAUGCCCUCCACGAAGUGUUCCUCACCAGCGACUAUAAGCCGGACCUGGCUGUCGCCUACGAGUGGCGUCGCACCGACUACGACAUCAAGAAGUUCAUCGCUACGGGCAAGCGUGGCCCUCGCUGGUCCAAGGUGCUUCGCCGCAUCACCAGAGACAUCAAGACAGGCAUCGUGAUCGAUGACAUCGACGUCAGAGGUCUUGCUCUUCACGAUGCUCGCCUUCGUCGGCCUCUGCCUGGUGGCAUCACCGCGGUCGAGACCAUCUUCGUUCACGCCGACGAGGACGUGGGCACGAACGACACAGUCGAGUUCGCCUAUCUCACCAAGGGCGCGGUCCGCUCCGAGAUCAGACUUCAAGACCUCGCCCCAGAGCAGAGGAAGGAGUUCGAUCAGGCUAUGGCCAAGGAGUGGCGCAGCUGGACUGAGUUCCAGGCCGUCGAGGUGCUGAGCUUUAGCCAGGCCAAGGAGCUCCUCGACAGGGGUGCCUCCCCAGUUGGGACGCGCUGGGUCCACACGGACAAGAACGCUAAGAAGCGCAACCUCAAGCAUACCUACGACGACAUCCCGCUCGCUGCCAAGAGUCGGCUCGUCGUGCAGGGCUGCCGGGAACGAGGAGAUGAUAUCCGAGGCGACGCUCCUACUGCUAGCCUUUUGGCUUUCCACCUGGUCGCCAGCUACGCUGCCUCCCAUCGGUGGCAGAUAAGGCAGUGGUGGCUGCAUCUGCGCGCCAUCCUCGUGGAGCAGGGUUGGCGCGAGUCCAUCUACGAGCCCUGUCUGUUCAUGCUCAGGGACAGCAGGGGCAAGCUCAGCGGCUUGCUGUGCACGCACGUCGACGACCUCUUCGUCACGGGCGCGGGCGAGCAGUUCGAGCGCGUGAUGGAGAUCAUCAAGGACAAGAUUCGCCUUUCUUUCCAGUCCGACACGUUCAGGUACUGCGGCAAGGUCGUGGAGCAGGACAACCAGACUUUCGACAUCAAGAUCGGACAGGCCGCUACGGUCGAGGCGCUGGAGUACAUCACCCUCGAGCCGCACCGCCGGCGCAAGCCCAAUGCGCCACUCACCCCGGAGGAGAUCUCUGCCCUCCGUAGCGGUGUUGGGUCGCUUGGCUGGGUAGCACGGCAGACGCGCCCCGACCUGGCCGUCCACGCUUCACUUGGGGCUCAGGCCAUGAGUGGCCCCAAGAUCCGUGACAUUGUUGCAGUGAAUCGUGCCAUCAAGAUGGCUAAGGACGACGUUGAUUUUAAGCUGAUGUUCUCAUCCCGCCUGGACUGGGACAGUGCCAUCGUGUUCGGCUGCGGGGACAGCAGCCAUGGCAACAUUGACGACCUUGCGCUAGGAGAGAAGAUUAAAUCCCAGUGCGGCUAUAUCAUCGGCAUGGCGUCGCCCGACCUCGAGACGGACGCCACCGCGAUCAUGCAUCCGCUGGAAUGGGCUAGCGCGACGAUCAAGCGAGUGGUUCGUGGAUCGCUAGCGGCUGAAUGCAACGGUUUCUUGACGACGGCCGAGAGUGCGGAGUUCCUCAAGCGCGUGGUCGCCGAGAUCUCCGACCCCGGCUACUCAUCCUACCAGUUCGACCCGUUCUUCGACGGCAAGCAUCUGCUGCUGCUAACGGACGCGAACGGCCUCGUCACCUCUUUGGAGAAGGACGGUGGCCAGCCCGCUGACAAGCGAGUGCGGAUCCUGAUGGCUCAGAUCCGCCAGCUACUCGGCCAUGACGCGCUGAAGCAGGAGCGAGAGGGAGAUGACUGGGGGAUACGUGUCAGGUGGAUCGACACGAAGCUGAUGAUCGCGGACUCUUUGACGAAGGCCGAGGCUGAGAGGAGUUUCUUGCUAGAGCGGCUGUCUGAGGGCCGCUGGUGUUUAGCGCAGACGAAGGAGAUGCUCGCUGCUAAGGCAGCGGCAGGCGAGGCGCGCCGAGCCCGCAAGGAGAAGGCGGGCAAGCUGAAGCCCACGAUGCUGCAGCAGAGAAGGAAGGAGUCGGACGAGGAGCAGGGCGAGGGCAACGACGAGGACGGGAAGGGCAAGACCUGGAUGGACCCGCAGCUGAUAGCCAGCCUGCAAGCUGUGGAGCACCACCUGGAGGUGAUAGAGGACAAGGAAGCGAAGCUCACAAGAGUGAAGGCCUUGAUCCAGUUGUACCUCAUCCAAGAGAAGCAGAUUGUGAUAGUUGCCAAUUCCAGCAGCGUUAAGAAGGUGGUGGACCUGAUUGGAGAGUCGCCCCCCCCCAGCCUCGCCUGUCGCGCCUUGGACUUCAGCACGCCAGAGCAGACCCGGAAGAAGAGCAUCAGUGCUUUCCAGCAGGGCGAGACCUCCAUCCUGGUGAUGGCCAGCGAGGUCUCCACCCGCAGGGAUUUCGACUUUGGCAAGGCUGCCACGGUGCUGGUGAACUACGACUUCCCGAUGACCCUCCAGCUCUACCUGUACAGGCUGUUCAAGCGUGCUGACAGCAACACGCACGUGUACACCUUCUUCUCGCCCCACUUCGACGUCAGACACACUGCGGCGCUGAUGGCCGCCAUGGAUGGAGCUAAGCAGAAGAUACCCCCGGCACUGCAGAAGCUCAAGGACCAGAUCAAAUCGGAUGCGUCUGGCAAGUCCAAGGGCGACGGCGGCGAGGGGAAGCCGCGGCGGUCUCCGAAAGGACCCGAGACGCGACAGACCUCCGACGCAGACGCGCAGGCCGACGCAGGCGCCUCCUUCACUUGGUCUGCCUGGCGGCCGCAGGAGAUGGAGAUGGCAGGCGUGAUGACCGAGAUCGUCGCGGUGACGACCGCCGCGACGACCCUCGUGCCGAGCGCCGCGGCGACGAGCGCCGCGACGAGCGCCGCGGCGACGACCGCCGUGACGAGCGCCGCGGCGACGAUCGCCGUGACGAACGGCGCGGCGACGAGCGCCGCGACGAGCGCCGCGCGCCGCGGCGACGACCGCCGGGGCGACGACCGCCGCGGUGACGACCGCCGGGAUGACCGUGACCGGGACCGCCCUCGGGACGACGACCGGUGGGAGGACCGGCGGCGAGAUAAUGAUAGAGAUAGAGACAGGGGGGGCGGCGACGCCCGGGAGAAGGCAAAGAGCGGCCAGGGCGACUGGCGGGACGAGCGGCGCCGAACCGAAGGCAAGGAGGACUCGACCCCGGCGCCGCCCGUCGUGCUCCAGCGCUCGAGGAGCGAGCAGGGCGCAGGCACCGGCGAGGACGCGCAGGCGAGGCGGCGGGAGGUUCUCCGCAGGGCGGAGACCGCCGCUACGCCCACCACGGCCAGAUCCGAGGACUUCCCUUCCGAUGGCCGUGAUGCGCGCCCGCGAGUCUCACAGGCGCCCUCGCAGGGCAGCGCGAGGCGC